AUGUCAGCGUUUUUAUCAGAAAGAAGAUCUGCACCAAGUCACGAUCUCAGUCAUUGUCACCUUGUUAAACCAACUCACGAUCUCAGUCACUGUCACCUUGAUACACCAAGUCACGAUCUCAGUCACUGUCACCUUGAUACACCAAGUCACGAUCUCAGUCACUGUCACCUUGAUACACCAAGUCACGAUCUCAGUCACUGUCACCUUGCUACACCAAGUCACGAUCUCAGUCACUGUCACCUUGCUACACCAAGUCACAAUCUCAGCCACUGUCACCUUGAUACACCAAGUCACGAUCACAGCCACUGUCACCUUGAUACACCAAGUCACGAUCUCAGCCACUGUCACCUUGAUACACCAAGUCACGAUCUCAGUCACUGUCACCUUGAUACACCAAGUCACGAUCUCAGUCACUGUCAACUUGAUAAAAUAGAGAGAAGAUCUGCACCAAGUCACGAUUUCAGUCACUGCCACAUUGAUAAUACACGAUCUCAGUCACUGUCACCUUGA
Mercenaria mercenaria is the source of this 510-nucleotide messenger RNA. RefSeq lists its product as uncharacterized. The transcript has a single exon. Bases 1 to 510 code for a protein of 169 amino acids. Lineage: Eukaryota; Metazoa; Mollusca; Bivalvia; Venerida; Veneridae. The record is from RefSeq and is a predicted model, not a curated record.